Messenger RNA from Carassius gibelio (silver crucian carp), 1763 nucleotides. Its product is annotated as sodium/potassium-transporting ATPase subunit gamma. The record is from RefSeq and is a predicted model, not a curated record. NCBI's taxonomy places the organism in Eukaryota, Metazoa, Chordata, Actinopteri, Cypriniformes, Cyprinidae. The transcript is spliced from 6 exons. Gene Ontology annotation, biological process: regulation of sodium ion transmembrane transporter activity. Gene Ontology annotation, cellular component: membrane. The coding region runs from base 210 to 428 and encodes 72 amino acids. Gene Ontology annotation, molecular function: sodium channel regulator activity.
CCCCACCGCACUGGCCAGUCUUGUCUGGGAGCUUCCCCUACCGAAUUAUUGGGAACACGACUGACCCGUGCCGCUAGGGGGUGUAAGUGAGUAACCUCCGAAGUGCGGCGUCUAUACAGUGCUCCACAGCGGUCUCUCUUCAUUCCAGUUGCUGAAAUACAGCCUACAGCAAGAUUGAGGAAACCUUGGCUCGUUAAAACACUGCAGUAAUGGCAGCUUCAACAGAGUCAUACAUGUAUACGGACCAGAGUGCCUUUCAUUACGAUUAUGAGACGUUGCGGACUACGGGUGUCGUCCUUGCUGUGGUUAUGUUCGUAACUGGGAUUCUUAUUGCUAUGAGUAAAAAGUUCAAAUGCUCAAAAUCCAAAUCUAGUCCAGUGGAAGGCCCUCAGCCACCGAAGACAGAAGUUCCACCUCAGACAGUGUAAAGCAGAUGGUGCGACAGGGCGGCCCGUUUCAGCUAGAAGAAAUGCUCAGUUGCACAGAAAUGUGGAGGAGAAUCAAACCUGCUUGACCUUUUUUUUGUAACCUCAGCCUAAAUGCUAAUCUAAUAGGUCUAAAUCUGAUGUAUUUUUAGGUCUAUAGCACAUGUGCUACAUUACAUCACUUUUGUGUUCAACGACAACAUUCAUGAUGCAUCUCACCUGACCCCAAUUAUUUUACUAAUGCAUGAAUAAUAUGCAUUAUAUUUUGUUGUUGUUAUAUAAAGGUCAUUUAUGGAAAUAUUUAUGGAAGCAAUCAGGAAUAAUGAAAACUUGCAGACUGAAUGACAAAUAUACUCAGUCCAGUGUGCUGCCCUGUAACUUGCCAGGUUUCAACAAAAUGUAAGACAAUUUUCUAGUUCUUUUAGUCUUGUAGUACGUAUGAAGAGCAAAAGCCUCUAAGUGCCAUCUGACAUUUUCAUCUAAAAUGAGAAUUAUUUAUAUCAGGCUCCUAUAAUUAUGUUCAGUUAUUUCACUUUAAUGCAUUAGAAAAGAUUUUUAGAUGAGACUUAGAGACUUUUGCAUCUGAACUCUUCAUAUUCAUUCAAUCUUUUAGAUUUUUUGUGUAUUUGAAAUACUAUUGAAUGUAUUUCACAAUUAUUUGCAUACAUCAUAUUUCAGUGGAAGUUAUUUUUAUUUUUUCAUUAUUUUACCAUUAACAGUUUUGACAUCAAUCAUAAUAUAAACUGAAAUGCAGAGCUUAUUUAAAAUCUUCUGUUUACUAAUUGUAAAGUCGUUUCUUGGAUCUGUGAAGUCAUGUGUUGUCUUAAGAACUAAGAGUGCAACCACAGUGUUACAAACUAACUAGUAGUUACUAAGCUAACUUAAUAUCUCAAUUUAAGUCAAGCCUAAUGAGCGGCUGGUGCAACCCUUCCUCGGAUUUACACAUGAUCCCUACAUCCAUUUGUAAUGGCAUGAAUAUUUGAAUAUAUUGCAUUCCAGUAAACAAAGAACUUUAUAACAUAUACUUUUGUCCCCAACUAGGUACUAAAAGGCUAAUGACUUAAUUGCAACUGAAUGUAAUUCAUCCAUAUAACUUUUAAAGAAUAAUGAACCAACGCACAUCUGUUUGAUCAGCAUGUUUUUGGGGGAAUGCUAAUCAAUUCAUUACAAGUCCUCAUUAUACUGAAGAUGAUAUAUAUUGUUUUCUUUAAGAGUGAAGUAGUUCACAGCAGUCAUAAUGAAGAGCUGAAAAGGGCUACUGUAUGAAAAGGCAUUUUUAUUAUUCUUCCAAAUGUUAGUCAUGUACCAAAGGCUUAAUAAAAUCUCCUGAGUUACAAA